This is a messenger RNA of Rubroshorea leprosula, 1029 nucleotides long. The record is from the annotation of a GenBank genome assembly. Lineage: Eukaryota; Viridiplantae; Streptophyta; Magnoliopsida; Malvales; Dipterocarpaceae.
AUUUAUUAUAACUACAUCUAACUUUUUGAAUGAAUUUCAACUUGUGUUAUUUGUUAGAAAAAAAGAGUAAUGAAUGCUUUCAACUUUUUUAAUUUUUUUCCUACAUAUAAGAUCAAUUUCUCAACAUCAAUGUGGAAAAUUAACUUAGAAACUCUGUUAAAGAAAAAUCGGGAUUAAAUUGAAUUAAUGCCUUUUGUACUCAAUUGAGAAAAAUGCAAAAUGGAAGUUGUAUCCUGCAGGGACCAAGUUGUGACUAGGAAGGAAGUUGAGGACCGAAAAGAUAGGUGGACGAAAUUUGUGGAUCGAAGCAUAAAUCCAGCCCCUUCAAAUAUGUUGUCGUUUCACUCAAGCACGGGAAACAAUCGAGGUCAUCUUCCUCCUAGCCCAACCCCACCGUUAAUGCCGUGCGCUGCCAUGGCAAAGUUCUUCACGGCUUAGCCGCUUAAUCCGAUGAUCAGCCCAGCCUUAAUCAAAGACGAAGUUUCGCGGAAGGUACCCUAGCCAAGGCUUGUGUGGGAUUCGGGUAUAAAAGGUGGAUGCACUUGUAAGGAGUGGAAUGGUUAUUGGACUAGGGUCUGGUCAGGCUUCUGGUAUGGCUAUACAAUAUUUGGGUCAGCAACUUUGUGAAGGUUAUUUAAAAGACAUAAUAGGGGUACCUACAUUGGUUUUGCAUUUGAUGACGUUGAUAUCAUAGAGGAAGGAACACUAAUUGCAGUCAUUGGGCACCAAAGAUUGCAAGGUGAGGAGUCCAUAAUCCAAGAGAAGGUUAGUCCACUAUUUCAAUGUCCUGUUUCUGUAGCUUUCUAAUGGAAGAUGAGAACCAUGACAUGAGAAUUUGUAAAAGACAAUGUGAGCUGUAUGAUACUUUGUGACAUUAUUAUACUGAAUUUAUAGAAUCAUAUGGUUUUUUCUUCUAGAGGUUUUGUUACCAUAGGCUGAGUUAAAUCAUUUUGCUUGCAAUCAAUACUAAAUGCAGCUGAUCAGCUUGUGUUCAUGGUCUCAGAAAAUCAAUAUAAAGGUGUUCUAGAU